Messenger RNA from Salvia hispanica, 4357 nucleotides. Its product is annotated as nuclear receptor coactivator. Gene Ontology annotation, molecular function: transcription coregulator activity. The record is from RefSeq and is a predicted model, not a curated record. Gene Ontology annotation, biological process: regulation of transcription by RNA polymerase II. NCBI's taxonomy places the organism in Eukaryota, Viridiplantae, Streptophyta, Magnoliopsida, Lamiales, Lamiaceae. Gene Ontology annotation, cellular component: SAGA complex.
CGAGUAGCAAAGAGUUCUACACAAGAUUGCGUCUCUCUCUCUCUCUGAACAAACACACAGUCACACAGAGAAGAAAAAAGCAAAUCAAUUUCUGCAAUCGUCUCUUCAAUUCAUGAAUUGUAUGCAUUAUUCAAGUUCUCGAGGUAGCGAAUUCAGCUUGUAGAGAUCCCUAAAGCUAUGGGGAUCUCGUUUAAGGUCUCCAAAACAGGUCGGCGAUUUCGCCCCAAACCGCUGCCGUCAAAUGCGGCCGUUCCACGCGCCGAAGAUGACGAAUUCAUCGAUUCCCAAAUUGCUGCGUCGAAGCAGAAAACUGAUGCCUCUGCUCGGAAGCUGGGAGAGGCCAGAGAGAACAAGGGAAUCACUAAAAUUGGAGAUAAUGAAGUUUCAUUCACUCUUAAACUUUUUCCGGAUGGAUAUUCGAUCGGGAAACCUGUUGAGAAUGAAUCUGCCAACCAGACAUCCAACGAUGUACCGAAGUUAUUGCAUCCAUAUGAUAGAGCAUCAGAGGCUCUUUUUUCGGCAAUUGAAUCUGGUCGAUUGCCGGGAGAUAUUCUGGAUGACAUACCAUGCAAAUAUAUUGAUGGGACAAUUAUCUGUGAGGUGCGAGAUUAUCGCAAGUGCUUUGCUGAAGGAGUUAACGUGGCUUCUGGCGAAAGCUCACCUGCAAUCAACAGAGUGUCUCUCAAAAUGUCACUGGAAAAUAUAGUGAAGGAUAUUCCAGCUAUUUCAGAAAAUGGUUGGACAUAUGGUGAUCUGAUGGAAGUGGAGUCUAGAAUUUUGAAAGCUAUACAACCACAACUUUGUCUUGAUCCAUCCCCACAGCUAGACAAACUAUCUGAAGAUCCAAUUCAAAAUAAGUUAAAUUUAGAACUACGCAGCAUGCGAAGGAAAAGAUUGAGGCAGAUUUCUGAAGCUAAUAACCAUGGAAAGAAGGCAAGUCUUGAUAGAGUUCCAGAAAGUUCUAGGUUGGGAGAUGCAGGAACUUUAGUGCAGCAACCUGCCUAUGAGAAUACAAACAGUCAAAAUAAUGUUUCGAAUGCUAUGCUUCAACUAAGAAGCAAUGGCUUUGGGUCGGAUGGCUCUCUUCUGCCUUCACCUAUGACAUCCUACCAACCAAAAUAUACCGGAGGCGUAAGCCCAAGAAUGAAGGAUCAGCGGACAGGAGCACUUUUGAAUGCCUCUGUAGGUUCUCCUGGUGGGCAGGACAUGAUGAUCCCAUUCGCUGAUAACAUUGCUGCUUCUCUUCAUGGCAAGAGGGAGAAUCAAGAUGGACAAUCAUCUCCAUUGACCAACAAGAAGGCUAGGCUUACACAUGCAGGUCCUGAGGGAAAUAUACAGCAUUUUGGUUCACAGAUGGAUCCAUUACAUGGGACUGAAUCUCACUGGAAGAACACAUUAAUACAGCAGCAGUCAAUUGGAAGAGUCAUGCAGUAUGCUAACAAUGGCAUGCAAAAGUUCCCUCAGCAGGCAUUUGAAGGGAGUCUAAAUCAGGAAGGAGGGCAGAUGCCAUUCAGUGUUGGACAGCAAGGAAUAAGAUACAACCUGAAGGAAGAACCUGUUGAGACAGAUAGAUUGGAUAAACCCGAUGGUCGUGUGGCCAUGGGAGAGAAUGAAUUAGCAAAUAUCGACUCCCAGCAGUCACGGUUGCAGCAAAGGAUGCCACAUCAGAUGAUGAGAUCUGGCUUCCCUCAAUCUCCUUGGAACAAUCUUGGACAGCCUCUUGAUAAUAAUUCUAGAAAGGAAGACCCUUUCCAGAAGAGAAAAUUGGUUCAGAGUCCUCAUGUUUCUGGCAGUGGCUUGCCUCAAUCUCCUUUGUCGUCAAGAUCUGGAGAAUUUUCUAGUGGUUCUAUGGGGCAAUUUGGAGCUGUUGUAACUAGUGGGCUCGUAUCAUCACAAAAGGAUAAAUCUGCGGUCACAUCUGUUGGUGUUGGUGGCAACCCGUCUUUCACUUCAAGUGCUAAUGAGUCUGUGCAGAGGCAUCCUCAUGCACAGGCAGCUGCAAAACGCAGAUCUAAUUCUCUUCCUAAGACCCCUGCAAUGAGUGGAGUUGGCUCUCCAGCAAGUGUUGGCAAUAUGAGCUUACCAAGCCCUCCUGUUGGGAGUCAGACAUUGGGUGAUCAGACCACAUUGGAAAGAUUCUCGAAGAUAGAAAUGGUAGCUAUGAGGUUUCAACUUAAUUGCAAAAAGGGUAAGGUGGAAGAGUACCCUAUCAGGAAACCUAAUGCAUUUUCAGCUCAACAGCUGAUGUCUCAUUUCUCAAGUGAUUCAAACAAUGAGAAUUUGAAAGAUGAAACAUGUCAAAUGCCACUGUCAAAGUCCCUGGUUGGUGGUAGCAUGAAUGUUUGCAAGACCAGGAUUUUGAACUUUAUUCAGACAGAGCGCAUUCUUCAAGGUAAUACCUUCCAAAUGGUCCAAAAGUCCAGAACUAGGAUGAUCAUGUCGGAGAAACCAUAUGAGGGUGCUGUUGCAAUUCAUAUAGGGGAGAUAGAGGACGCAGAUUACUUGGCUGCAGAGGAUUACCUUCCAACAUUGCCAAAUACUCACAUGGCUGAUCUACUUGCAGCGCAGUAUUCUUUACUGAUGACACGGGAAGGUUAUCACAUGGAGGAUCACGUCCAACCAAAACCUGUUCGGAUGAAUCCUAACUCAGGGACCCAGCCCAAUCCUUCGGGAAUAUCUCCCACUAGCGCAGCACCUGAGAUGCAGCAGUUUUCUGAAGGUGUUUCUCUGCAGCAAUCGAGCGAUGUCGCAAAACCGAGCAACAGUGGUAAUUCAACCUCAUCACAGAACCUACAAGGCAUGAGGGUGCUGCCUCCAGGAGGUGCUCAGGCAAUUCAAAUGUCCCAAGGACUUCUACCUGGGGUUUCAGUGUCUUCAAGGCCUCAGCAACCCGAACAACUGCCGCCUAUGCAACAGCAACCUCAACUGCCGCAGCAGCAUCCCCAGUUCCAAAGGAUGCUCCCAACGAACUCGAUGCAGCAUCUGAAUAAUAUAGCUCAGAAUGCUAACAUGCAGUUGGGGCCUCAUACGACAAACAAGAACACAGCUCUCCAGUUUCAGAUGAUGCAACAACAGCAACAAUCGCAACUUCUUCAGCCGCAGCAGCAGCAGCAGUUAAUGCAAAGAAAAAUGAUGCCUGGCCUUGGAAACGUCGGGAUGGGAAAUAUUGGCAAUAAUAUGAUGGGGCUUGGAGUUGGAGGCUUGGGUAAUGUCAUGGGAAUCGGUGGGGCUAGGGGUGUGAGUGGAUCGGGCAUUUCUGCACCGAUGGGGUCUAUGUCAAACAUAGGAAAUAUGAAUCAGAACCCCAUGAAUCUGACUUCUGCUGCAAGUCUUACUAAUGCCAUUAGAUCCGGGACGCUUACACAGCAGCAAGCUUUCAUGAAAAUGAAGUUGGGAAACCAAAACAGAGCGAAUUUGUUGGGAAACCCGCAGUCGAGUAUUGGAGGCAUACCUGGCGCUAGACAGAUGCAUCCAGGAUCAAAUCUUUCCAUGCUCGGCCCUGCUGCUCUAAACCGGGCCAAUAUGAAUCAGAUGCAACGUACAGCUAUGGGUCCACCGAAGGUACCGGGAAUGAAUCCUUACAUGAACCAGCAGCAACAUCAGCUUCAGCAGCAGCAGCUACACUUACAGCAACAACAACAGCAGCAGCAACUACAGAUGCAGCAGCAGCAGCAGCAGCAACAACAACAACAACAACAGCAGCAGCAGCAGCAGAUGCAGCAACAGCUGCAACAACAGCAACUACAGCAGCAGCCGCAGCCACAGCAGCAAGAAACAACGUCACCAUUGCAAGCUGUUGUUUCGCCUCCACCAGUCGGAUCGCCUUCAAGCGUGGGGAUUCCCCACCAAAUGACUCAGCAACAGCAACAGCAACAGCAACAGCAGGCCAGUCCCCAGCAAAUGAGCCAGAGAACUCCGAUGAGCCCACAGCUCAGUUCUGGGGCCAUUCAUCCGAUGGGUGCUGGUAAUCCAGAAGCCUGUCCCGCCAGUCCUCAGUUGAGCUCACAGACCAUGGGCUCAGUCGGUAGCAUCGCAAACUCUCCAAUGGAGCUACAGGGUGUCAACAAAAGUAACUCUGUAAAUAAUGUAUAGUGCUGACGAGGCUGUGACAACUGGGUAAGACGCAUACCAAAUGAGAUGUCGAAACUGAACCCCGAGGAGCAUUACUGAUUGAUUGUGUGGCUGUUCACCGAAUAAAACGUAAAAGGAAGAAGACUAUUUCAGUGGGGGAAUACAUAAUUCCAUUCCUCUUCAAUGAUGAAUGUUGUAACUGAUACAUAGUAAUAACAUGUGUUGUAAAGCUAGGAGAUGUCAUAUUGUCACAUACUCACAUGUUGGAUUAAGCUUAUUUUGUUUA